AUAAAUAAUUUCCCUUGUACCAAUCGGAAAUUGUGAAUGGGUUGCAUGUUUUACUGCAACUUGGCAGCACUUGCAGUUAAAUGUCAAAAAAUUUCCUGCCAUAUUUGAAAUUUCCCUUUUGAUUUCUUUUCUAGCAUUUCUCUACACGUUUCUGGAGAUAGACGGGCCAGAAUGCAGAUUUUCGUCAAAACAUUAACUGGUAAGACCAUCACCUUAGAGGUCGAGCCAUCUGACACCAUCGAAAAUGUCAAAGCUAAAAUUCAAGACAAAGAGGGUAUCCCACCAGAUCAACAGCGUUUGAUCUUCGCCGGAAAACAAUUGGAAGAUGGUCGCACCUUGUCCGACUACAACAUCCAAAAGGAGUCAACCCUCCAUUUGGUGUUGCGUCUUCGUGGUGGUAUCAUUGAACCUUCUUUGCGUAUCUUGGCACAAAAAUACAAUUGCGAUAAGAUGAUCUGCCGCAAGUGCUACGCUCGUCUGCACCCACGUGCGACAAAUUGCCGCAAGAAGAAGUGUGGACACACCAACAACUUGCGCCCCAAGAAGAAGUUGAAGUAGACCACUGGAAUAUCGAAAUUUCGUCGUUUGCGGAGAGUGUUGGGGGAGAAAUGCGUACAAACAAACGCACUCUUCUAUUAUUUUUUCUAUGUGUACAUCAGCUAUGUAUGAAUUGAAGUGAACAUUUUACUUUGGAAUUUGCAAAAUAAAACAUAAACCGUAAAGAA
Messenger RNA from Zeugodacus cucurbitae (melon fly), 725 nucleotides. RefSeq names its product ubiquitin-60S ribosomal protein L40 (gene RpL40). The coding region runs from base 172 to 558 and encodes 128 amino acids. The record is from RefSeq and is a predicted model, not a curated record. The transcript is spliced from 2 exons. Gene Ontology annotation, molecular function: structural constituent of ribosome; ubiquitin protein ligase binding; protein tag activity. Gene Ontology annotation, cellular component: nucleus; cytoplasm; ribosome. NCBI's taxonomy places the organism in Eukaryota, Metazoa, Arthropoda, Insecta, Diptera, Tephritidae. Gene Ontology annotation, biological process: modification-dependent protein catabolic process; protein ubiquitination; translation.